Messenger RNA from Pocillopora verrucosa, 2173 nucleotides. Its product is annotated as guanine nucleotide exchange factor C9orf72 homolog. Gene Ontology annotation, cellular component: autophagosome; endosome. Gene Ontology annotation, biological process: autophagy; endocytosis. NCBI's taxonomy places the organism in Eukaryota, Metazoa, Cnidaria, Anthozoa, Scleractinia, Pocilloporidae. Gene Ontology annotation, molecular function: guanyl-nucleotide exchange factor activity. The record is from RefSeq and is a predicted model, not a curated record.
AUUUCUAAAAUGGCCGUAGUGACUACCAAAAUGCCCUUCUUUGCUCGUGAAAGUGAAAUAUUGAAAGGAUGAUUGCAAAUUCUAUCUAGCUCUACUAGAGCUGCUAUUUGUGUAAAGUAUGGCUGGUAUAUCAAAACUGGAAGAGGUUUUCAGUGACGACGACAGCUCCAGUUUUUGGACUACCCCUGCCGAUGACAUCUUCCGGUUUUCGAAUCUCUCCCCAAGUCACAUGUCCGUACUUAAAGAGAGCGGACCAUUUGUUGCUGUAGUAUUGUCUUGUUGGGAUAAUGUUUUGGGGCCAAGACUUCAACAUGUGUGGAGAGGAAAUGGAGACACAGAGUCCCAGGAAAAAAGUGUCAAGUAUGUGGUCGGCCGAACUCUCCAUGGAGAACUCUUACGAGAUGCACCUGAAAAUGUGGUGGACACAAAACUAUAUGUGGUGAAGGAUUAUGGCAUUGUGUGUCAUUCAUUUAUAUUCUCAGGCUGUGACAAGUAUGGCAUCAACAUUUCUGCACUUUCUUUCAUCAUCCCAUUAUCAGAAUUCCAGAAUUACUUGCCAUUAUUAGAGUUAGUGGAAGAACGUGUAAAGAUUCUUAUUGCAAAGUUGAGAGUCUUACAAGCCAAGAACUUGACAUCUUCCCUGUCAGCAUUCAGCAAAUAUCUUCCUCGCUUUAUCCAGACUAUCGCAAGUCUGAAAACAGCAGGCAUCCCUGAUUCUAUUCCAUUAAGUGAGACCUCCUUUGGCCCAGGACAAGCAAGCAGCUUGGAUGACCACUUCUUAAGAAGAGUCAUCACAUCUCACUUGCAAACAUUUGGAAGUACUCUUGUUGUAGGGAAAGCCUUGGAUAAGGUCAACUUGAUGGUUAACACUUUGGCAUUGAUGCUUUCUCCUGAAGAGCGUAAACGGUCGCGGUAUGCAGUGGAUACAUUGGCUAAUGACAGCAGUGACUUUUAUGACUCUGACUUAUUUGUUCAAGGCUUGUUAAAGAGUUCCAAAGAGUCGUUUAGCCUUCCAGUUAAAGGCAUAAUCACCAGUAGUCUGCCAAGUACUCUUGUUGACAUGGAUACCGGGGAGGUCAAACAGACUUGCCCCUUUAACGAACACAUCGUGAUUCGUAGAGAGUUUAUUGACAUCGAGUUAGCACUUUUGUCAGAAGAAGCAGAGGAUACGCCUGUUUUCCCGGAACUGGGUUUGCUUCAUUACUCGGAAGAAAUCGGCCUCCUAGUACAAACAUUCAUGCAUGAUAUCCAAAUUCUUCCAUACGUCUGUGGUGUUCGUGAAGGAUUCAUUGACAACUUCUUACGCCUUCUCGACCGAAAAGCCCUCGCUCUCAUCAAAUACGUAGAAACGCAAUCGUCGCUCGGUACAGUGCCACUUAAUGACGCGGCUAAGAGACAGUUACGUCAGGACCUACAGCUGGUUACCGAAGCUGAUUACUCCAUUGUACUAACACGUGCAGAGAAAUUACAUCCGGGGAUUUACACGUUUCUUAAAGGCGAUCCCAGGCAAAACGCGGACCGUGUCCAAGCCCUUUUCGAGUCUUUUUGACGACCUUACGAAAAGAGAAGAAACUGGGGAGAAGUAACUCUGACCAAUAGCAACUUAUCUAUCCAGCCUCGUUAUCAUGGACCCUUAAACGAGGCUUUAGUUGCCAUUGGUUUCAGUCAGUUUCUAGAUCUUUUAGGACACGCAGGUCGCGCUUUUUGCAAUAAAGUGUUAGGUGGAUUUGAAAAGUUUUAUAACCAUUCAAUGGAAGACCGUUCCCAAGGAUAGUAUUUUGCCGCGAGAUUAAGCUCGAAAACGUGAAUGAAAAUCUGAAAUUAUAAGAACUCGCACGAAUAGGAAUAUACAAGGAAAUGAAAUCAGUCUAUAUUUUGAAAAUGAAUUCAUUUCAAUUUAACAUAUCAGUCGAUAUGAGGUGAUCCUUCAAGUUUAACCGCGCUCUAAGCAAUGCAAAAAUUUACGAAAAACUUGUAAUAAUCAGUGUUAAUAGGACAUGAAUAGGUGACUCCCGAACUGAACCUCGUCGUAUUAAAAUGCGCCAUGUUGAACUUCAUUAAAACCUGAUGUUUUCAGGCUUCGGUUUAUCGUUAUUUAGUAUAUUAAUUUUGUACUUGUAAACAAAACUUUCAAAAAUGGAUAGAUUCCAGAAUCUAAUAAAAAUAAAUUUAU